This is a messenger RNA of Loa loa (African eye worm), 1218 nucleotides long. RefSeq lists its product as hypothetical. Gene Ontology annotation, cellular component: nucleus. Bases 234 to 1031 code for a protein of 265 amino acids. NCBI's taxonomy places the organism in Eukaryota, Metazoa, Nematoda, Chromadorea, Rhabditida, Onchocercidae. The transcript has 9 exons. Gene Ontology annotation, biological process: chromatin organization. The record is from RefSeq and is a predicted model, not a curated record.
UUCCAGGAAAAUGUCCAAGGCAGACGAAGGACGUCUGAUACAUAUUGCCAAGAAACGUGAACGUGCUAAGGAAGCAAUCGAGCAAAGGCGGCGGAAACUAGAGGAAGAAACGAAAAGUCUGAAAUCAGGCAUCACGACAAAAUUCACGGCGAAUUACGAUGCUAUAGAAGAUUCUCUAAAAACUAGUACUGUUGGUUUGGUAACGCUGGACGAAAUGCGAGAAAAGCAACGAGAUGUGGUUGAAGCGAGGAAGUACAGCGAGUGCGGUUAUUAGCUGUCAAUUUGACUGGAUACUUCGAUACUUCUGCAGGGAGUUGCAAAGAGCGAUUGAAGGGAGUUCGAAGGAAGGUGUCAGAAGUGCGGCUAGCGAUAGUAAAGGCUGUCAAAAACGAGUGCUUUCUUUUGCAUUCGAUGAUGAUGAUGGCGAUGAGGAUGUGGCAUCUGCGCCAUUGGAAAAGAAACGAGUUGGUAUGGAUCCAACGGUGGAGACCGCAUUCCUUCCAGAUCGUAAUCGAGAAAAAGAGAUGGCUAAGUUGAAGGAAGAUCUCGCAAAAGAGUGGCAGGCGUUGCAGGAGAAAGAGAAAAAUGAAGAGAUUAACAUUGCAUUCGUAUACUGGGAUGGCUCUAGUCACCGGAAGGACUUGAAAAUGAAGAAAGGAAAUACUAUAUCACAAUUUCUUGUCCGAGCACUUGAAUUGUUGAAAAGGGAAUUCAGCGAAACGCGGGCAGCUGUGCCGGAAAGUUUAAUGUUUGUUAAGGAGGAUCUCAUCAUACCUCAUUUCUACACGUUUCAAGACUUCAUUGUAACGAAAGCGAUGGGCAAAACUGGUCCUCUCUAUGAAUUUGAUGCCGCGGGAGAAAUACGGCUAAGACAGGAUGCUGCUGUAGAUUGUGGUGAAUCUCAUCCAGCCAAGGUUGUACUACGAAGUUGGUACGAAAAGAAUAAGCAUAUAUAUCCGGCAUCGCGAUGGGAAGCUUUUGUGCCGAACAAAGAAUAUAGACGAACAAUCGAUGACCUCACCACCAUUUGAGCAGUGAAAAUAAAUCUGGUGGUAGUCCCGCGUUCUAGUUUGACACAAACCGCUAAAGAUGUUCCAAAGGGGUAAAGUAUGCUUGCAUCCUAGCUCAUGGGUCUUCCCAUUUUUAGUUUAUUUUUCCAUUUUGGCACUGUUGAUAAUCAUCCUAUAACUUUAUUAUGUGUACAAUCAUUCCCCACUA